Messenger RNA from Bombina bombina (fire-bellied toad), 755 nucleotides. RefSeq names its product single stranded DNA binding protein 1 (gene SSBP1). NCBI's taxonomy places the organism in Eukaryota, Metazoa, Chordata, Amphibia, Anura, Bombinatoridae. Gene Ontology annotation, biological process: positive regulation of helicase activity; mitochondrial DNA replication. Gene Ontology annotation, cellular component: mitochondrial nucleoid. Gene Ontology annotation, molecular function: single-stranded DNA binding. The coding region runs from base 127 to 582 and encodes 151 amino acids. The transcript has 7 exons. The record is from RefSeq and is a predicted model, not a curated record.
CAGGAAGUGACGUAGGGUGGUGUUGCUUUGGAUGUGUCCCCUUGCUUUUACUCACGUGGGGAAGGAGAGAGUGACCCCGGUGAUUGACUUUUUUGUACGAUAAAAUCGUAAGAAAACUGAAAGCAGAUGUUCCGAAGGCCUGUGACUCAGGUGCUCCGGCAGCUUGUUAGAAAUGGAUCCACCGAUUCACCGUCGUCUUCUGCUAUUUUGGAGAGAUCUCUUAACAGGGUACAGUUACUUGGCCGUGUGGGGCAGGACCCCGUCAUGAGACAAGGAGAUGGAAAGAACCCAGUUACUAUCUUCUCUCUGGCAACCAAUGAGCUGUGGAGGUCGGGAGAGGGUGAGGUGUUUAAUCCAACAGCUGGAGAUAUUAACCAAAAGACCACGUGGCACAGGAUAUCUGUCUUCCGACCUGGCCUCCGGGACGUAGCAUAUCAACACGUCAAAAAGGGUGCACGUGUAUAUGUGGAAGGAAAGAUUGACUAUGGAGAAUACACAGACAAAAACAAUGUGCGGCGGCAGGCAACAACCGUUAUAGCAGAUAACAUCAUUUUCCUGAGUGAUUUACGAGACAGGUCUUGAUCUUUGUAUAUUUGAGACCUCAGCGUUUCUCCCUAUGUGUAUAGUUCCCGACUGCACGGCCUUUCACAUGGCCUAACCUUGUUUGUUUUUUUUUGUUGUUUUUUUUUUUUUUUUUAAGGAAAUUGAAAUACCCAUUUUCUAUAAAUUAAACGCAUCUCCCAUUUACGAGUCAA